AUGGCCGUGGUGGUUCUAGAUAAAGCUACCACGUGGGAUGUGGGAUUAACCCACGAAAGGCUUUCACGCAAUAACUCAUCCACUGUUGUCUUUCAUCUACACCCCGACUCCACCCAUCAUCAUAUCUGGAGAGAUGCUGAAUAUGAUGAAGUUCAACACCAAACCCAACUCCCAAUAACUGGACUCACCACCGUUGAGAUUCUUCAACAAGAGUUUCUCAAUCGAGAUGUUGAUUUCUUGUAUCAAAAACUCUCUCAGCUUUUGCCUCCUUCCUUAGAUCAACUCGAACCCCGGCAACGAGAGGAGUUGUUGCUUCAGAUAAUUGCCAGGGCUUACGGGGUUUUGCUCGAUUAUUCCAAAUAUUUCCCUACUGCUGUAAAUUUGUUGAUGCGUGUGUAUUUGAAUAUUGUCACAACGUACAGUGUGAGUUUGGAAUUUGAAGGAGAAGACCAUACUUUUACACCUGCUGCUUCAUCAGCCAUCGCGGCUUUGAAGGAAGGAAGGCUUAACUCGAGCUCUACUAGUACUUCUUGUACCAUCUGCUUGGAGGAUUUUCCACUUGGUUCGAGUGUCACAUGCAUGCCUUGUUCUCACAUCUUUCAUCGGCAAUGCAUUGUUGAGUGGCUGAAUAAUAGCCAUUACUGUCCUGUUUGCCGAUUCAAGUUGCCGACUUAA
Quercus robur (English oak) is the source of this 675-nucleotide messenger RNA. RefSeq names its product E3 ubiquitin-protein ligase AIP2-like. Gene Ontology annotation, cellular component: cytoplasm. Bases 1 to 675 code for a protein of 224 amino acids. Gene Ontology annotation, biological process: protein ubiquitination. The record is from RefSeq and is a predicted model, not a curated record. Gene Ontology annotation, molecular function: ubiquitin protein ligase activity. The transcript has a single exon. Lineage: Eukaryota; Viridiplantae; Streptophyta; Magnoliopsida; Fagales; Fagaceae.